CUGCUUCCGGCCCUUUCCGCCGCCGUGCCGGCGCGGCCUCAGCCUCCAGCCGGGAAGUGGAGAGCCACAGCAGUCAUGGCAAUGUUCGAGCAGAUGAGAGCGAACGUGGGCAAGUUGCUCAAGGGUAUCGACAGGUACAAUCCUGAGAACCUGGCCACCCUGGAGCGUUAUGUGGAGACCCAGGCCAAGGAGAAUGCCUACGACCUGGAGGCCAACCUCGCUGUCCUAAAGCUGUACCAGUUCAACCCAGCCUUCUUUCAGACCACGGUCACGGCCCAGAUCCUGCUGAAGGCCCUCACCAAUUUGCCCCACACCGACUUCACCCUGUGCAAGUGCAUGAUUGACCAAGCACAUCAAGAAGAGCGGCCCAUCCGACAGAUUCUCUACCUCGGUGACCUGCUGGAGACUUGCCACUUCCAGGCCUUCUGGCAAGCCUUGGAAGAAAACAUGGACCUCUUGGAAGGCAUCAUGGGCUUUGAAGAUUCUGUCCGCAAGUUCAUCUGCCACGUGGUGGGCAUCACGUACCAGCACAUUGACCGCUGGCUGCUGGCCGAGAUGCUUGGGGAUCUGACAGACAGCCAGCUGAAGGUGUGGAUGAGCAAAUACGGCUGGAGUGCCUACGAGUCGGGCCAGAUCUUCAUCUGCAGUCAGGAGGAGAGCAUCAAGCCCAAGAACAUCGUGGAGAAGAUUGACUUUGACAGCGUAUCCAGCAUCAUGGCCUCCUCCCAGUAACCACAACCCUUUAAUAAAGCUUUGUGAACUGA
Molecule: messenger RNA, 764 nt
Organism: Echinops telfairi (small Madagascar hedgehog)
Lineage: Eukaryota; Metazoa; Chordata; Mammalia; Afrosoricida; Tenrecidae
Gene: EIF3K
Product: eukaryotic translation initiation factor 3 subunit K
Exons: 8
Coding region: 76-732 (218 amino acids)
Biological process (GO): regulation of translational initiation
Cellular component (GO): cytoplasm; eukaryotic translation initiation factor 3 complex
Molecular function (GO): ribosome binding; translation initiation factor activity
Source: RefSeq, a predicted model, not a curated record